Messenger RNA from Diceros bicornis minor, 2338 nucleotides. RefSeq names its product zinc finger CW-type and PWWP domain containing 1 (gene ZCWPW1). The transcript has 18 exons. Bases 220 to 2151 code for a protein of 643 amino acids. Gene Ontology annotation, molecular function: zinc ion binding. NCBI's taxonomy places the organism in Eukaryota, Metazoa, Chordata, Mammalia, Perissodactyla, Rhinocerotidae. The record is from RefSeq and is a predicted model, not a curated record. Gene Ontology annotation, cellular component: nucleus.
CUUUCCACGGGGUGCUAGGUGGCCCGUUCUCCCUGCCAACAGUGCUGGGGGUGCGGGGCCUGUGGCUGAGAAGAGGGCAGGAGAGAUUUCAAUAUUUGUUAUUGUGAAAGAAAAUAGUUUGUCUGAAACAGAGGAGCAGACACUUGAGUUGUCAGUGACUACCUGGAUUUCCCUUCUCUGUUGAUCAGAGGCACAAAGAAGGUGUAGCUUCUGAGCUGAAUGAUGACAACAUUGCAGAGUAAAGAAUAUGGGAAAGGACCAAAGAAAACCUUUGCCCCACCUGCACAAAAAUUGCAUAGCCUGAUGCCCUGUAGCUCCAGCUCACCCAAGGAGGAGACCCUGGGGAUUAGUGCCUCAGAGACAGAGGACAAGCCAAGCCUGCCAAAGGCCAGGUUAAAGAAGAAGGAGAAGAAAGCAACCACAGAGAAUAAUCCAAGCAGUGGCCAGGAGAAAAAAGGAAAGGCUCAAGACAACAAGCAAGCAGAGAAGAAAGAAAAGGAAAAAUCAAGUCUUACCAAUGCAGAAUUUGAGGAGAUUAUCCAGAUUGUGCUACAGAAGUCCCUCCAGGAGUGCUUGGGGAUGGGAUCUAGCCUUGAUUUUCCAGAGAUUUCCUGUGCCCAGCCCAUAAGAUGUACCCAAUUAGACAAGGAACCAGGAAUUGCUUCUUCUACUGCUGAUAAUGAUAAUGCUGAUGGAGAGAUGGUAAUGGUACCUCGUAUUCUAGAAAUUUCAGCUUCUCAGGAAGAUGGAAUAAUCCCUGAGAUAAAGACAUCGAAGCCAGGCCAGCCAGAUCCUGCACCCUCUGAAAAGAAAUUCAAUAGACUCUCCUCAAGCAAAAGGAAGAAAGAAGCUCAAGAUGAGAAAAUGGAGAAAGCCCAAAGUGGACAUGACCACAGACAGAAAGACCAACUGAAGAAAGCAGUUCAGGAUAAUUCUCAGAUCAGAGACCAACAAAAAGGAGAGGGAAGUGGUUUUGGUCAAUGCCUAGUCUGGGUCCAGUGUUCCUCCCCGAACUGUGAGAAAUGGAGGCGGCUUCGUGGGAACAUUGACCCCUCAGUCCUUCCAGAUAGUUGGUCCUGUGACCAGAAUACAGACUUGGAGUAUAAUCGCUGUGAUGUCCCUGAGGAGACCUGGACAGGGCAUGAGAGUGAUGUGGCCUAUGCCUCCUACAUCCCAGGAUCCAUCAUCUGGGCCAAGCAAUAUGGUUACCCCUGGUGGCCAGGCAUGAUAGAAUCUGAUCCUGACCUGGGAGAAUAUUUUCUUUUUGCUUCUCAUCUUGAUUCCCUGCCGUCUAAGUACCAUGUGACAUUUUUUGGGGAAACAGUCUCUCGUGCUUGGAUCCCAGUCAACAUGCUAAAGAACUUCCAGGAGCUGUCUCUGGAGUUAACUGGAGUGAAAAAGUACAGGAACAAGGACUGUAGCCAGAAACUGGGGGCAGCCCUGAUGAUGGCUCAAGAGGCAGAAAAGACCAGUAUUCAGGAGCGGGUUAACGUGUUUGGUUUCCAGAGACGAUACAAUGGAUCAGACAAUAGUGGAGAAGGAAAAGACUUAAUGCUCUCUGGAGCUAACAGCCCAGAUUCCUGUUUGGAAAAAGAAGAGGAAGAGUCAGAGGUAGAGGAGGAGAAGGAAGAGAAAAAAGACCCAACUUUGCCCAGUCCCACGCCAGCCAAAAUUCAGACCAAAAAAGCCAAGGCAGGCAUAGGAGAUGGACGAGAUGGAACUCCGCAAAGGAAGAAAAUGAAGAGAUCUCUGGGAAAUGAGUCUCCAGCUCCUCCUGUACCCAUAAUGGGAAGGAAAGAAGGGCACGGGAAUUCAGACUCGGAUCAGCCAGGCCCUAAGAAAAAAUUUAAAGCUCCCCAAAGCAAGGCCUCUGUAACCAGCUUGUCUGAGGAAAAAGAAGCUAUAAUGGUGCCAAAGGGCCAGACCCCACCAGCUCAUCGCAAGGCCUGUCCCGCGGUGGGGAAAGAAGGGCCUGGACCCCAGGAACCACCGCCUCAAGAGGCUGGAAGUUUCCCCCCUGAUGAUGAAGCCUUCAGUGACCUAGACCUGGACCAACUCAUGGAAGAUGUUGGAAAAGAGCUGGAGCAGAGGGAGGAGCAGCAGCAGAGAGAGGACGCAGAGGAGUUCCCCAUGGCCUUCUUUGAGGAAUAGUUGUGUGUUAAUGUCUCCUUCCUGCUGUCUCACCCUCCUUCCUUGGAGCAAGAGGGGCAGCCUCUCAGAGGGUCCCUGAGAAGCUGAUAAGUGUUGAGGUUGUUCAUUGGCCACAAGGUUAAUUGGCUAAAGUCAGAGUGGUACAGUUUAUGUGUUAAUAAAACAGGUUAUGGUUUAAUCAGUUUGA